This is a messenger RNA of Cebus imitator (Panamanian white-faced capuchin), 1970 nucleotides long. RefSeq names its product zona pellucida glycoprotein 1 (gene ZP1). Gene Ontology annotation, cellular component: egg coat. Gene Ontology annotation, biological process: prevention of polyspermy; binding of sperm to zona pellucida. Lineage: Eukaryota; Metazoa; Chordata; Mammalia; Primates; Cebidae. Gene Ontology annotation, molecular function: structural constituent of egg coat; acrosin binding. The record is from RefSeq and is a predicted model, not a curated record.
AUGGCAGGAGGAGCCUCAGCGGCGACCUGGGGUUACUGUGUGGCCCUGCUACUGCUGGUCACCACCCUGGGGCUGGGUAGACGGCUGCAGCUCGACCCUGGCCCCCCAGGCCUCCGGCACAGCUACGACUGUAGGAUCAAGGGAAUGCAGCUCCUGGUGUUCCCCAGGCCAGGCCAGGCUCUCCGCUUCAAGGUGGCGGAUGAAUUUGGGAACCGAUUUGAUGUGAACAGCUGCCCCAUCUGCUACCCCUGGGUCACCUCCAGGCCUCAGGAGCCUGUGGUCUUCUCGGCUGGUUGCAGAGGCUGCCACGUGCUGGAGAAGGAUGGGCGUUUCCACCUGAGGGUAUUCGUGGAAGGUGUGGAUGUAGCACAAGACGCUACUCUGAUCUGUCCCAAACGCCCACCCCAGACACCGGACGCCCAGCUGGCACCACCCACCAUGUUCCCUGUCUUGACCCCACAAACCCUUCCCUUCUGCCCCACCUCUGGCCACAUCUCCCCAGGCUGGCACGCCUUUCCCAGCCCACUGGACCCAGGGCACAGCUCCGCCCACCCAGCCCCUGCUUUACCAUUCCCUGGACCUGGACCUGCCCUCGAAACCUUGGCUCAACCCCACUGGGGCCCCAUGGGACACUGGGAUGUGAACAAACCAGAUUACUACGUAGGUACUCACCUGAGUCAGGAGCAGUGCCAGGUGGCCUCGGGGCACCUCCCCUGCCUCAUGAGAGGAACUUCAAAGGAAGCCUGUCAGCAGGCUGGCUGCUCUGACAACACCACAGAGGUUCCCUGUUACUAUGGCAACACAGCUACUGUCCAGUGCUUCAGAGAUGGCUAUUUCAUUCUCAUGGUGUCACAAGAAAUAGCCUUGACACACAGGAUCACACUGGCCAACGUCCCCACCAGCUGCUCCCCAACACAGGACACAGAUGUUUUCAUGGUCUUCCAGUUCCCUCUCACCCACUGUGGAACCACAGUGCAGGUGGCUGGCAACCAGCUCGUCUAUGAGAACCGGCUGGUGGCCAGCAUUCACAUCUGGAAGGGGCCACAGGGUUCCAUCACGUGGGACAACACCUUCCAGCUUCAUGUGCGCUGCUUCAACUCCAGUGACUUCCUGCCCGUUCAGGCAUCCAUCUGCCCACCCCCGUUGCCUGCCCCUGUGACCCAGCCUGGACCCCUGCAGCUUGAACUGUGGAUUGCCAAAGAUGAGACCUUCAGCUCCUACUGCGGGGAGGAUGACUGUCCCAUUGUGAGGCUGCUCCGAGAACCAGUCCAUGUGGAGGUCCGGCUUCUGCAGAGGACAGACCCCAAGCUGGUCCCGCUGCUGCACCAGUGCUGGGGUGCUCCCAGUGCCGACCCCUUCCAGCAGCCCCAGUGGCCCAUCCUGUCAGACGGAUGCCCUUUCGAGGGUGACAGCUACAGAACCCAAAUGGUAGCCUUGGACAGGACCACACCUUUCCAGUCUCACUACCAGUGAUUCACUGUUGCCACCUUUGCGCUGCUGGACUCAGGCUCCCAGAGAGCCCUCUGAGCACUUGUGUACUUCUUGUGCAGCACCUCUGCCUGCCACACCUCAGGGCUGAAGACUUGCUCCACCGCGUGCCGCCCUGGGACAGCAAGACAGCGACGAUCCUCAGGUCACCGUAAUGACACUGCCAGGCCCCAGGACAUGGUGAGCUCUCCGGGGGCAGUGGGCUUUGAGGAUUCUAUGGGCAGGAGCCCACAGUCCAAUGGGAACUCCAGCCUGAGGCCUCUCCUUUGGGUGGUCCUUUCGCUGCCAGUGGUUUCCCUGGUCCUUGGGUUUGGUGUCUUUGUGGGCCUGAGCCAGAAGCUCUGGGAAAGCAGCAGUGAACGGGCUCAAUAAACAAUCCUUUCAAACCUACUGAAAGCAGUUGUGGAGAAGUUAUUCGUGACAACUAGAACAGAACUACUUCUCAUGUGAGAAACUUCCUCCAAGUCCACUCGGUCCUUCCA